This is a messenger RNA of Penicillium cosmopolitanum, 1962 nucleotides long. RefSeq lists its product as uncharacterized. The record is from RefSeq and is a predicted model, not a curated record. The transcript is spliced from 7 exons. Lineage: Eukaryota; Fungi; Ascomycota; Eurotiomycetes; Eurotiales; Aspergillaceae. Bases 1 to 1962 code for a protein of 653 amino acids.
AUGGGUUUCGCUGCCAAACUCGCAGCUAGUCAGCAGAAUCAGCAGAACCAACAACCCCAGCAAAACCAACCAAGUCAAGACCAGACCAUGAGUGGUAGCUACAGCGGCGCUCCCCCAACGGGAUAUACAGGUGGCCCUCCUCCCUCUGCAUUGCGGGCUGGUGGAUAUCAACAGCAACAGCAACAGCAGCAGCAGCAGUACCAGGCUUAUCCUGGAUCCCCUCCUCCUCCUCAGGGCUCGGCCACUACUCCCAACAGGGAUAUCAGCAAUAUCCUCCGUACGGUGGCUCACCUGCUCAGCCAUACCAGCCCUACAGUCCUCCGCCUGCCGGUUCCUACAACAGACCUCCUCCGCAACAGCCCACCGGCUACCCCGCACCGCAAGGUCAGCAGGGCCAGGGCCAAAGUCAAGGUUAUGCACGUCCAGCACCGCCGCCACCGCAGGGUCAGCCUUAUGGAUCAUCGGGAUCGCCCUACCCCGGACAACAGGCUCCUUAUCCGGGACCCUCCUCGUCGCCCUACCCUCCCGGACCGCCUUCGCAUUCACCUUACCCUGGACAACAAGCGCCGCAUCCUGGAGCCCACUCCCCUUACCCUGGACAGCAACCACCCUAUCCAGGCACCUCCUUCCUACCCUCCCCAGGGCGCUCCUCCAUCUGGAUAUCCCCCUCAAGGCACCCGCCCCGGCCCUUCACCUGGACCUCCCGGUGGCCAGUAUGGUGCUCCCGGCGGUGCCCCUCCGCCCCAGGCUCCUGCAGCCACUCCGCAACAAGUCGCAGCAUAUCGCCAGCUGUUGAUUAGUACAAUCCAAGAGAAGAACCUGCAGUCUUUCUACCCACCAGAGCGCCUGGACCGCCUGGUACAGAGCCUGGUGAACGAGGCACCGGGAAAACUCCAAAGACUCAUCCACGAAUGGGCUGUGCCGAUGGAAGUCGCGACAGAUGUCAUGAAGCUCUCUCUAUUUGACGUGAUUCUCUACGUGGACGAUAGUGGCUCAAUCGAAUUUGAGGAGAAGGGUCUGCGCAAGGAUCAGUUGAGACAGAUUCUCGGUCUCGUUGCCACGGCCGCGUCUACCUUCGACCAGGACGGUAUCUCGGUGCGAUUCAUGAACUCGACCGAGAGCGGUGAUGGAAUCCGUAACGCCGACGAUGUCAACAACUUGGUCAACCGGGUUCGCUUCGCAGGAUUGACUCCUCUCGGCACGAACCUGAGGAGCAAGGUGAUCGACCCGAUGAUCGUAGGCCCGGCCCGCGCCAACCGUUUGGACAAACCUGUGCUGGUGAUCACUAUUACCGAUGGACAGCCGGCCGGUGAGCCCCACGGUGCUGUGGGUGAUGCCAUUCGCUAUGCCGUCGAGGAGACUUCACGCACUCGGUACGGUCGUGGGUCGGUUUCGUUUCAAUUCUCGCAAGUCGGAACUGAUCAGCGCGCCCGCGAGUUCCUCGGAGAUCUGGAUGAAGAUCCGCAGAUCGGCCAUCUGAUUGAUUGCACCUCGAACUUUGAAGUUGAGCAGGAUGAGAUGUCUCGAGCCAAUCCGCCUAUCCACCUGACUCGUGAGCUUUGGUGUGCCAAACUCAUGCUCGGAGCCAUCGACUCUUCUUAUGACACUAAGGAUGAGAAAAGCUCACGUUCUGGACCACCACCUCCGCAGCAGGGCUCCUACGGCGGAUACAACCAGCCGCCGCCAGGGCCCGGACCAUCUGGGCCUGGAGCCGGAGGGUAUGGGGCACCACCCGGGGCACCACCCCCAGGCUAUCCUCCCCAGGGCCACAGCCCACAGCCCGGCUAUCCCCCUCAACAUCAACAACAGCCCUCGUACUCCGGUGCGAGUCGACAAGCCCCAGGAUAUGGACCGCCACAGCAACAGCCGUAUGGAUAUGGCGGGUCAUCGCCGCACCCUUCAGGAGGCGCACCAGGGUAUCCGCCGGCUGGCGCGUAUCCUCCGCCACCGCGUCGUUAUUAG